Lathyrus oleraceus (garden pea) is the source of this 450-nucleotide messenger RNA. RefSeq lists its product as uncharacterized. Bases 1 to 450 code for a protein of 149 amino acids. The transcript has a single exon. The record is from RefSeq and is a predicted model, not a curated record. NCBI's taxonomy places the organism in Eukaryota, Viridiplantae, Streptophyta, Magnoliopsida, Fabales, Fabaceae.
AUGCUUGAAUCUAAUCUAGCAUCCUUUCCUAUUGAAGCAAACCUAAAACAUGAGAAAAAUGGUGAUGAAGAUAAGGUGGACGUAACUCUAUUAAAAAAAAUAGUAGGUUCAUUGAAAUAUCAAUGCUAUAACAUGGGUGACAUAGAAUUCUCAGUUGGCCUAGUAAGCAGAUACAUGGAUGAUCCUAGAGUAUCUCAUAUGAAAGAUGCAAGAAGAAUCCUAAGAUACAUAAAUGGAACAACCAUUCAUGAUAUUCUUUUUCCUAUAAGCACAAAUGAUAAUGAUGUAAUGAUCAUGUGCUAUUUAUCCUCAAAUUGGUAUGGGUACAAAUAUGAUCGAAGAAGUACAAUUGCUUACUUCUUCAAGGUUUUUGAUGCACUGAAAUCAUGGGGUUCUAGGAAUCAACCAGUUGUGGCAUUAUCCUCAGGUGAAUUAGAGUACAUUGCAUGA